Molecule: messenger RNA, 1740 nt
Organism: Electrophorus electricus (electric eel)
Lineage: Eukaryota; Metazoa; Chordata; Actinopteri; Gymnotiformes; Gymnotidae
Product: E3 ubiquitin-protein ligase TRIM39-like
Molecular function (GO): protein binding; zinc ion binding
Source: RefSeq, a predicted model, not a curated record
AUGAAGUGCAAGUGGAAGGUAAUGGCAGAAUCCCCACAACCAAGAGAAAGCAGAGAGGAAAACAUGAACAAACCAUCUGAGUUUACACGUCACUCGAGAAAUCAUCUGUCUGAGAAGCAGUUCCAGUGUUCUAUCUGCCUGAAUGUGUUCACUGAUCCAGUCUCAACUCCAUGUGGACACAACUUCUGCAAGAGCUGCCUUACAGACUACUGGGAUAACAGUCUACAUUUCCAUUGUCCAUUAUGUAAAGAGAAGUUCACCAAGAGACCUGAACUCAAGAUUAAUACAACACUGAGAGAGGUAGUGGAUCAGUUCAAGAAGAAGAAAAGUUUUCAUAAACCUGAUGUUCUUUGUGACACCUGCACUGGAGUGAAGUCGAAGGCUGUAAAAUCCUGUCUGGAUUGUGGUCUGACAUUUUGUAAAUCUCAUUUAGAGCCUCAUAAUAAUGUUCCAAAACUUAAGAAACACAAAGUAAUAAACCCUGUGAAGAACCUGGAGAACUACAUAUGCCAGAAGCACGAGAGACCCCUGGAGCUGUUCUGUAGAAAUGACAAGAUGUGUGUGUGUCAGUUCUGCAUCGAGACAGACCACAAGACUCACAGGACUGUUCCUGUAGAGAAUGAAAGUGGGCAGAAAAAGACACAACUGUGGAAGACACAGUCGGAAGUGCAGCAGAUGAUCCAAGAGAGACUGAAGAAGAUUGAAGAGAUCAAACACUCAGUAGAGCUCCGAAAAAAAAGCACAGAGAAAGAAAUUGCAGACAAUUCUGAGGUGUUCAAUGCUCUGAUACGCGCCAUUGAGAGAAGCCAGGCUGAGCUGCAUCAGGUGAUGGAGGAGAAGCAGAAAGCAGUAGAGAGGCAGGCUGAAGGACUCAUUAAAGAUCUGGAGCAGGAAAUCACUGAUCUAAAGAGGAGAGACACUGAGCUGGAGCAGCUCUCCCACACUGAGGACCACAUCCACCUCCUACAGAUGUACCCAUCUGUGUGCAGUCCUCCACACACCAAGAACUGGACUGACAUCAGUAUCAAUAUCCAUCUGAGUGUAGAGAGUGUGAGAAGAGUUCUGUCCCAUCUUCAGAAGACCAUGAAUGACAGAAUUAAUAAAAGACUGAAUUUAAAGUUGAGAGAAACAGUCUCCACAGAACUGGACAGGAUUGAACAGUGUGCAGUGGAUGUGACUCUGGAUCCCGAUACAGCUAACCGCUACCUCAUCCUGUCUGACGACGGGAAGAAAGUGACAUGUGGAGACACAAAACAGAAUCUCCCUGACAACCCAAAGAGAUUUGAUAUGUAUGCCAUUGUCCUGGGAAAGGAGGGAUUCUCUUCAGGGAGAUUUUACUAUGAGGUGCAGGUCAAGGGGAAGACAGAGUGGGAUGUAGGAGUGGCCAGAGAGUCUGUUAACAGGAAGGGGCAGAUUACACUGACCCCUCAGAAUGGGUACUGGACUGUGUUUCUGAGAAACGGAAAUGAGUACAAGGCUUGUGCUUGCGCUGGUCCCUCUGUCACACUGUUCCUCAGAGAGAAGCCCCAGACCGUGGGAGUGUUUGUGGAUUAUGAGAAGGGUCUGGUCUCCUUUUAUGAUGUGGAGGCCAAGUCUCAUAUCUACUCUUUCACUAGACAGUCUUUCACAGAGAAACUCUACCCAUACGUCAGUCCUUUUAAUUCUGUUGAGGGUAAAAACUCAGCUCCACUGAUUAUCUCAUCAGUACUGAGUAAUUUAAUUUUUCUUACUGAUGUGUGA